Messenger RNA from Anopheles arabiensis, 1581 nucleotides. Its product is annotated as nascent polypeptide-associated complex subunit alpha, muscle-specific form-like. NCBI's taxonomy places the organism in Eukaryota, Metazoa, Arthropoda, Insecta, Diptera, Culicidae. The transcript has 2 exons. The coding region runs from base 219 to 1391 and encodes 390 amino acids. The record is from RefSeq and is a predicted model, not a curated record.
CCAGGGACGACUCAUUGUCAAGCGGACCUUCGUGUAGGUCAUCCGGUGAUUUCAGUUUGGGCGUGGUGUGUGCUCGUCUCUGUGCGUGUGUGUGUGUGUGCUUGUGAUUGAACCGGCUAGUACCGGGGGUGUUGUAACCGUUUGACCCUCUGCCUGGUGGUUUGACCUUCUCGGUUUGUGUCUGUGUCUGAAGCGUGUACGAACGAGCUGUGUCCACAAUGAGCCGAAGACUGCUGUUGGCGCUACUGCUGGUGGCCCUGGUUGCGUUGGACCCAACGUCCGCACUGCAGAAGAAGAAAAAGCGUGGCAUCUACCACGGGCUGCACGGGUUCGCCCUGGCCGGGCACGCGGCUAUCCCGCUGCACGGUGCCGCACCAUCGUUCCACAAGGGCUACCAUCCCAGCCCGUACGCCCGGUUCCCGGGACUGCACAAGGGUGCAGCAUCGCUCGGUGGGUCGGUGCUACCUCCCGGCUAUGCGCUCUUCCCGGGCGGUGCCAGCGUCACGUCCUACCAGCGCAACUUCCCGCGCUAUCCGACCCUCUACGGGGCUGCGGGUCUGUAUCCGGCCGGCUUUGGGGUGGCGCCGGUCAAGCCGGCCUUUGCUGCUGCCGGUGGGUUUGUGCCUCCACUCGUUGCCGCCGGCUUCACACCGUACGCUCCCGCCCUGCCAGCCUACCCGGCCGCUCUGCCCGCCGUGCCGGCCGCCUAUCCGCAAGCGUUCGUUCCGGUGGGAGCUCCGGCGGCCACUGGCAGCACCCAGCAGACGUACUUCGCCACCUACCCCCAGAAACCGCUGAUCCCGGUAGCGGUCCCGGUGCAACCGGCCGAACCGGCCAAGGUCCCCGUCGUCGUGCAGAAACCAUUCUACACCGCGUUCUCGACCGUCGGUCCGAACGGUGGCGGUCUGCUGCCGGCCGGAGUCUACAGCCCCGUCUCGAGUGUACCGCAGCCACAGUUCGUCGGCAUCCCGGUGGCCACCGGUAGUGCGACCGGUGUCACACCUUCCAUCGCUACGACACUGACCACGGGCACGACGCAGGUCACGCAGGCGCCGCAGCAACCCUGGCGCCCAGUGGUGGUGAAUCAGCCAACGCCUGCCCCACCGUCCAACGCGUACCUUCCGUCGUACGCCACAUCGCAGGGCCAAAUCUACAUCAGCAGCACACCGGCACCGACGCUGCACGGUGAUCACCAUCAGCAGCAGCAGCAGCAGCAAGCACACCACCAGGCGUUGCUGGAGUACGAGCAGGGAUCGCUUCACCAUCAGGAGGGUAAUGGUCCGUUCAACGGGCAGCCGUACGAUGUUGCCUCCAACAAUGGCCGGUACACCGGACCAUCGAGCUACGAUGUCGACAUCACCCACAACGGUUACCAGAAGAAGAAAAAGUAAGCCCGGGGUCAAAGGCAGUGCCUCAAUGGCAGUCGCUGCGCUCCAUUAGUCAAUAUGCCAGCAGUUUCUUGUAUGUGUAGCUUAGUGUAGCUGUGUGUUUGUGUGUACUUUUGUUUGUUAUUUUGUGUUUUUUUUUUGUUCGUGAGCUAUUUGAACUAAUUUAAAGCGAAUAAAUUAUUUUCUCCUCAUA